Drosophila obscura is the source of this 3580-nucleotide messenger RNA. It is a transcript of the gene drl, whose product is annotated as tyrosine-protein kinase Drl. Gene Ontology annotation, cellular component: signaling receptor complex. Lineage: Eukaryota; Metazoa; Arthropoda; Insecta; Diptera; Drosophilidae. Gene Ontology annotation, biological process: protein phosphorylation; multicellular organism development; axonogenesis. Gene Ontology annotation, molecular function: protein kinase activity; ATP binding. The record is from RefSeq and is a predicted model, not a curated record. The coding region runs from base 623 to 2509 and encodes 628 amino acids. The transcript is spliced from 4 exons.
GAGAUACGUUCAAAACAAAAAAAUUUUGAACACGGGCGGUCAUGCGCGCGCAAAUUGAACGAAACUUGAACUCAACUCGUGAACUUAAACAUUAAACACUUAAGCACCGCCGACAAGGAAACAACGUAGUGUCCCACAAAAAUAUCGAAUAUUGUUCCAAAAAUAUAUAAAAUCAACAUCUACGGUCGGCUGUAAAUAAAAUAAAUAAAUAAAUAAUAUUAUUCUCUGGCUUGCAGCAAGUCGGGGAUAUUUUGGGCUUUUGCGGGCCCAAGUAACUGAAAUAACUGAAUUUUGAAUCGUCGAGCAAGGACGUCCUCAGCCUGGUGCGCGCAAGAAAAAUUCGUCGCGGAAAGCCAGCGCGGGUAGAGUCGGUGAUUUCAUGGGCAACGUUAGAUUCGAGUUCUUCGGAGAAUUAUAUGAGCUGAAAUGCAGUGACACAUAAUUAUAAUAUUAUUAUUAAACCAGUGCAGCGAAAAUUCAGUUCUUGCCAGUGCCACAAGUGCCAUACGUAAAUUAAAUAAAACAUAAACAGAACCAAGAGAACUUUGUAGCGGCAUUUAAUAAAUUGAACAGUUCAUCAAAGCGAAAAGUGUCAGAGAGCAGAGACGAGAGACCCACCGAAAUGGCCGGCAUCCGGAGAAAUGUCUUCGUUAUUGGAUUACUUUACCUCCUAAGCGGCGCCCAGGCCCACCUAAACAUCUUCCUGAAUCUGCACGAGGUGUUGCGGCUAAUCGGCGUCUCCGCGGAGCUGUACUAUGUGCGGGAGGGAGCCAUCAACGACUACGCCCUGAACUUCGCCGUUCCCGUGCCGGCCAACAUCAGCGACGUGACCUUCACGUGGCAGUCGCUGGUGGAGCACCCGCUGCCGUACAGCAUCAACGUGGCCACCUCGGAUACGGACGUGCUGCCCCGCCCGCUGCUGAACAUCUCCCGGAUCGGGGACGUGCCGCAGGAGCCGCAGACCUGGGGCAUCGCCCUCAAGUGCUCGGGCACGCGCAACGCCGAGGUCACCGUCACCAUCAACGUGGAGGUGAUCCUUGACCGGGCCACCAACAACAACACGAACCUGAUCUUCAAGCGCAAGAAGAUCUGCCUGAAGGAGGAGCAGGACAGCGCCCACGAAGAGUACGACGACGACGACGUGCUGCAGCCGGCCUUGGGCGGCCACGAGGACGUUCACUAUGUCGACCACAACGAGGAGCACGUCGUGGCCAACGGGCACUUGGCCCCUAGUGCCAAGGAUCACGACAAGGAGAAGCACCGGAAUGCGGUGACCGAGCCACCACCAAAUGUGGGUCGGGGCAAUGGCAAUGGCAAUGGGAAUGGAAAUGGGAAUGCGGGCGGCUCCAAACGGGACUUCGAUCCGAUGCUGAGGGAGAACCUGGUGCCGCCGGCCAGCGGCCUGGUGACCCUGAUUGUGGGCGGCAUCCUGGCCCUGGUGCUCGUGUCCACCCUCAUUCUGAUCGCUUACUGUGCCAAGGGUCCCUCCAAGCGCCAUCCCUCGAACGGGGUGCACUUGAUCAAGACCUCCAGCUUCCAGCGACUGCCCACGAUCUCGUCGACCGCCCACAACUCGAUCUAUGUCUGCCCCUCGACCAUAACACCCACCUACGCGACUCUGACGCGGCCCUUUCGCGAAUAUGAGCAUGAGCCUGAGGAGUUCAACCGCCGUCUCCAGGAGCUGACAGUCCAGAAGUGCCGCGUGCGUCUCUCCUGUCUCGUGCAGGAGGGAAACUUUGGGCGCAUCUAUCGCGGCACUUACAAUGACUGUCAGGAGGUUCUGGUUAAGACUGUGGCGCAACACGCCAGCCAGCUGCAAGUGAACCUCCUGCUCCAGGAGUCCAUGAUGCUCUACGAGGCCAUCCACCCGAACGUUCUCUCCGUGCUGGGCAUCUCCAUCGAGGACUACGCCACCCCGUUCGUCCUGUAUGCUGCCACGGGCAGUGUCCGCAACCUGAAGACCUUCCUGCAGGACCCCUCGUACGCUCGCAGUGUGACCACCAUUCAGACGGUGCUGAUGGCCUCCCAGCUGGCCAUGGCCAUGGAGCACCUGCACAACCACGGCGUCAUCCACAAGGACAUUGCGGCCAGGAACUGUGUGAUCGAUGAUCAGCUGCGCGUCAAGCUGACGGACAGUGCCCUCAGUCGGGACCUGUUUGCCGGGGACUACAACUGCCUGGGCGAUGGCGAGUAUCGACCCAUCAAGUGGCUCUCCCUGGAGGCCCUUCAGAAGUCCCACUACAACGAGGGCAGCGACGUCUGGUCCUUCGGCGUCCUCAUGUGGGAGAUGUGCACGCUGGGCAAGCUGCCCUACGCCGAGAUCGAUCCCUAUGAGAUGGAGCACUAUCUCAAGGACGGCUAUCGACUGGCCCAGCCCUUCAACUGCCCUGACGAGCUCUUCACGAUCAUGGCCUAUUGCUGGGCCUCGAUGCCGGCCGAGCGACCCUCGUUCAGCCAGCUGCAGAUCUGCCUCUCGGAGUUCCACACCCAGAUUACCAGAUAUGUUUAACCAGCGGUGCUGAAGCAUGCCAAGACCUGUAAAUACAACAAGAGGCGACGUCGCAAGAUAUUCCAGCAGACCACGUCGUCCACUCUGUUCCCAAAGACAUAUUUAAAAGGUAGCGCCUAGAGCGGGGCUCGCACCUACUUGCAGCUAGACCGCAGAUCCCCGCACGUACCACAUAUAUGGUACGAUUAUGAAGAUAGUUACGUAUUUAUGCAGAAGCAGUGGGAGUGGGUGUGUUGGGCAACCGGAGCGAAGCGAGGAAGAAGAUCUCAGAAAGAGGAACCACCAGAGGCCAACAACCCGACGAUGCUCUCCCCAUAUAUGCAACUCUUUUAAUUGUAGGCUAGCGUGUAAGGACAAGUGACAUUUCAAUGCAUUUCAAACGAUUAGAAGAUACAGAACAUACGAGUACACGCCCUAACACCCUUAAGCCCUGGCAUCCCCCCCUGUUGUAGACCCUCUAAUACUCUGUAAGAAGAGCUAGUAAGGCCCAGUAAAGGCCAGGUAAAAGUUUCAAUGAAUUUCAACAUAAACUAAAGCAAAUAAAACAAAUAAACAUACGGAUAGUAAUGCAUGCAUAGCCCCAGUACUAGGAUAGGAACCGAUCCGCACUGUCAGAUUGUCUGUCGCGCGUUUUGGUCGAGUAGCUUCGAGCAGAGAGAGCUUGAAGGAGCAGUCAUUAUAAAUACGGACACUAGUGCACUAGCGGGAUACCAAUACAAUACCGGAACGUAUAUCUACCAUAUGUAAGUGUAUUCACGUGUACGUACAUGUCUAAGAACCGUAGUGCUAGUACGUAUAAGCCCGUAAAUAUUUGUCUAAUGUUAGUGCACAUGCGAUAACUCCCCCACAGAUCCCUCCCUUUCUCAGUUGGAGAGAGUUUUCCAACCACCUUCCCCACCUUCCCCACCCCACACUCCCUCCCACACCCCUUACAGACUUAAGUUGUACCUUUUUUGUGUAAUAUACUUAAGCAGAUGGCAUUAGGUGCUAAGUUAUUGCUAUGAUUUGCAUUGCAAGACACAAGAGAAAUACCAUUUCAAUAAACGUCCGUGCAUAAUAUUUAAAACACAA